AUGUCCUUCCACGCAAAUGGUGGUCGACGCUACGGACAUGUGCCUCCAGCACAAUAUGGAGCACCAACGGGUCAACCUUCAAAUAAUUCGAGUCAAGGCUUGCAGAGGCAGUCUAGUUUCGACAAUGGAGAUGAUGCUGCGUUUUUUGAUCCGGGUCAUAGCGGUUACCAACCUGCCCCUCCAUCUUCGGCGAGGGCUUCAAUGCCAUCAGAGGAUUUAUACACAUCAAAUAACUCUAUGAGUCCACAUUCGCCUGGCAGAUCAUCAUUUGGCACACCUGGUAGUCCAGCUCUGUCAGGAUACCAACAUCAAUAUCAACCCUUGAACGGACCUCAGUCCCCCUCACUUACCCAACAACCAGCAUAUAACCCCCAGAACUUUGUCAGGUCCCAAUCGCACUCACAGCCAUCUCAAUACCAGUCUCAACCCCAGUAUAGCCCGAGCCUUUCUAGCCAACAUCAAUACUCAAAUUCUACAUCUUCCAGUCAUCAGCCAUAUAAUCCUGCAGCUUAUCAACCAUCGCAAUAUCCCACACGCGCCUCAUCGACUGCUUCUGCGUACAAUAACUACAAUAAUUACAAUAACUCGUAUGCGCAGACUCCUACAUCUGCAUCAGGAUCCUAUUGGUCUUCAUCAUCCCCCCCAGCGCGCGCAAGUGCCAUAUAUGAGAGUUACAUGGAUUCGCCACCUAUGAGAAGUCCAAGCUAUGCUACUCACUCGGCUCCCCUACCACUGCCCCCGAGGCAGGCUUCGUACAAUCCGCCACCUACAGCUCCGUAUCCCGUCAACGGAGACACUUUUGCUGAAGAUGAUUACAUGAGGAAUACACAAAUGCCCACAUACCCAAAUUUCCCCGGUGGUGUACUUCGAGAAAAUUCAACUGACUCCGUAUCCCAAGAUAUCCCUCCCAUUCCUCCGCCCAAACGGUCUUCAACAAACUCUUCAGGUGCUCCGGUGAUGAGUAUGCCUGCGUCUCCUGGAACUACAUUACAAAGACAUCCAACACAAAGACCGUUACCCAGUGCGCCAAUGGAGCAAAAUACGGGAGAUGAAGAUGACUGGGGUUUAGCAAUACAAGGUAAGACAGAUGAAGAACUUGCCCAAGAACAAAUUUUUGCAGAUAUAGGAGAUGCCCUUGGACCUUCCCACCGGAAUGGGGACCUUCGGGAUGGUGAACUACAUCGAUAUGAUUCAAGAGCAACUACUGUUCAUUCUGGUGCUGGCGUUGACCGUUUUCCAUCUACAGCUUCUACAUUACACUCCAAAGAGACUAUCUACGACGACUAUGAUGAUGACGAAAGUGAUUUGGAAGCUGUUGCGGGUCUCGAAGCUAUGCGCAUUGCCGACGAACAGGAAUCCCAAGGGCUAGGUUCAGGGGGCUUAAGUUAUGGUGGACUAUACGAAGGACAUUUAUCUUAUUAUGAGACAGCACACCAGGAUCAAUAUUCUCGCGAGGAAAGCAGUGAUAGCGACUACAAAGGUAUGGAUUUGGGCCUUGCUGGCGGUGGCUAUGACGCACAUAUGUCCUAUGGAGAUGAUUUUGCUGGGAUGAGUGCAGAGCAUAGCAGUGAGAUGGAAGACCAGAGUCGGCCAUUACCGACGCCACACCAACUUAGUCGUUCUGGCAGCCGUGUUCAGAGAGGUAGUUUGGGAGGAAUGGCCGAUUACUCAAUGCCAGGGGAGGGUGAACUUCACCCCUUUCCUGCUUUUGAAGAAGCGAGGGUUGAUAAUUAUGGUACUGGUGGCUUGGAAAGGCCGACGUCUCAUGCUCACCGGUUGAGCUUUGACGAAGGGGAUGAACAUUCAAUGCAAUCUCGGAUUUUAGAUUCUAGGCAAAGUGGUAGGUCUGGAAGUGAUAGCCCCACGAGAGAUGAGAUGCCAGAUAUGUUCUACCAUCCAGGAAUGACACCGGGGUCUUACCAAAGGCCUCUCCCGGCAGUGCCUCCAAUGUCCGAAAAUAGGACACCUCAGUUACAAGCAGCUGGCGCUUACCGCAAUUCGCACGGGUAUUCGCACUCCUACUCUUCAAGUAUCGAUAGUGCGAGACCUUAUCCUCCAAGUGGACCAGAUGCAUAUGCACAGAACGCCCUUCAGCCUGCCCUUCAAUAUGUUCCAAGAUCAUCGUCACUCCAUAGUCAUAGCAGUACUGCACAAACAAUACCUCCAGUCCGAUCGAAAACAGACGCAGAGGAGCGCCAGGUCAGAGCAAAAGGUAACAGACAAUCCAUGCUACGGUCCGCCGCAGGGUUGGACGGCUAUGAUGCAUCUACUCCGCAGUCACUAGGGACGCUUGAUUUACCUGCCUUACCGGCCGGUCGUCGUAAGAAGUUUUCUCCUGGAAGAUUAUCGACAGCAGAUUUCCGGAGGUGUGCGGAACCAUGGGCUUUGAGUGGAAUCGCAGCUUGGAUACGAGAAAUGGCUGGCGGAGAAACUGGAGAAGGCGAAUCCGACCUUAGAGUAAAAAUCAUUGAAGAUGGUCUCAUUGCCUUAUUCACUCACAUGGUACCCACGAUGAACACGGCCGAUGCAGAGACGCUGAGUGAAAGAGUUGUAAAGUCUAUGUUCGAUGCUGGGAUUUUACUGAAUGACGAAGAAUGGGUCAAAUUUGGUCAAGGUGAGGUAUCUGCUCAGACCUUGGAACCGUCGAGAAAAUCCGAGGAUUGGAUUACUUUCUUCAAACUAACAAAGGAAAUGCUCGAUGGUGUAACCAAGAAAGAGAUCGAGCUACAGAACAAUCUUCACGAGAUAGUCAUGUCGGAAGAUAUCUACAUGGACCAGAUAAAUGUGUUGCGCAUUCUAUAUCGAGACAAUCUUGCUUCAUGGCAACCUCCCAUCAUUGCGAAAGCGAAAAUUAACAAGUUCGUUAUUUCCGUUUUUGGAAAAGUCGAAGCAAUCAAAGAUGUCAAUGAAAACCAUCUCCUCGCACAGUUGAAAUAUAGGCAAAAGGAACAAGGGCCUUGGGUGACAGGCUUUAGCGACAUUUUCAGGGAGUGGAUAAGAAAGGCUAAAUCGGCAUAUAUUGAGUAUGCUGCUGGGUUUCCAUACGCCACAUAUCUUGUCCGAAGAGAAGCGGAUAGGAAUAUUCUAUUUCGUCAAUUUCUAGACCAAGCUAGAGAUAACAAACUGUCUGGCCGUCUAGAUUGGAAUACGUAUUUAAAAGCACCAAUCACGAGGUUGCAGCGCUAUGGUCUUCUUCUCGGGACGGUUCUCAAAAAUAUGACCAAGGAUAGCGAUGAAAAGGCAACUCUAGCGAUCGCUAUUGAAGAGAUCAAGGCUGUCACAUUAGAGUGUGAUGCCAAGGUAGAGGAACAAAGUAGGAAGGUCGACAUGAUUGAGUUACAGUCGAAACUGUAUCUCCGCCCUGGCAUGGAGCGUGUUGAGCUCAACCUGGAUCAUCUAGGCCGCGAGCUCCUUCACAGGGGAGAUUUACAGCGUGCCGGUAACAAUAGAUUUACCUGGUUAGAAACUCAUGCCAUCUUGUUCGAUCAUUACUUUGUUUUGGCGAAGAGUGUCAUUCACCGAGAUGCCAGUGGUGCGCGAAAAAAGGAAGUUUAUGAUGUGUCGAAACUGCCGAUUCCCAUGCAGCUUUUAGUUCUUGAAAGCAGCGACGACGACCCGGUGCAGAAAUCCGCUGUAAAGGGUAUAGGGGCUGUCACAACAACGGUUACCAAAACUGCCCCAGCAACUGCUGCUGAAGCAAGGUUAAAUCGCACUGUCACUAACUCUAAUGCACUUGAACGAAUGCAAACAUUGGAGCAUACAAACUCUAACAAUUCGGUUUCAACCACAAACUCUGUGACGCGACUUAAUACCAACAAUAUGAACGAUAACGAUGCAAAGGUGAUGUAUCCAUUCCGGAUAAAGCAUCUAGGCAAGACCGAGGUUUACACCCUCUAUGCUCCAUCAGCCGCAAGCCGGGAUAAGUGGUGCGAUAAAAUCACAGAAGCAAAGACGCGUUACGCAGCGGCUCUAUUUGCUCAGAAUGCUGAACCUUUCCGUCUCAAAGUUAUUGCCGACAGUGCAUUUGCCUAUGACAACUCGGUGAUCUACCAACAAAGAGCUCUGAUUGCUAUCUCUGGUACACCACUAGAUAGAGCCGUCAGGGAGAUGGAAUACUCUUACGGAUCGAAACCACGGCCAUCCCCAGUAUGCAGAGCUCAGGUAAAUUGCGCUGUAUCUUUUACAUCAUACGGGAAACUUUUGAUUGCAAUUGGAACGGAUUAUGGGGUUUAUAUUUCUGAGGCAUCAAAUCCUCGAGGGUGGUCAAGGACAAUCCAAAUGCCCAAAGUCACACAAAUCGCAAUCCUGGAAGAAUUCUCGCUAUGCAUCAUCAUAGCCGACAAAUCUCUAAUUGCAUAUCAUCUCGACGUAAUCAUUCCUUCCUCGAACUUCUCUGGUAACCAUGCAGACUCAUCUCGUCGAGCACCUCAGAAACUUUCCGGCGCUCGUGACGUGUCAUUCUUUGCCACAGCUCGUAUGAAGGAAAGAACGCUAGUCUUCUACAAGAAAAAAGAGAGUCUUCAUUCUGUUUUCAAAGUCUUAGAGCCAGUCGUUCAAAAAUCAUCGGAGAAAAAGUCUCGUCUAUUUGGUAAACGCUUUGGUGGCAAUACUGAAUUUUUCCGUGAAUUUGACGAAUUUUACAUUCCAACCGAAUGCUUCACCAUCAAUCUUUUUCAAUCAUACAUCGCCAUAUCUACGCAGAAAGGAUUUGAACUUCUAACCCUUGAUAAAAAGGUUCCAAUGAGUAUCCCGGAUACCAAAAACCAAAAUAUAGCGUCCAUAGCCGCUCGACUCCAGGGUCAAAGACCUCUAGGCAUGUUCCGACUUUCUGACGCCGAAUUCCUUCUCUGCUAUGCAGAAUGUGGUGUAUAUGUGGAUAAACACGGCGAAGUAUCUCGAUCUGUCAUUAUGGAAUUCGUAGGGAGAGCGAAAACGGCAGCCAUGUAUGGUGCAUACUUGGUACUCUUCGAUAGUGAUUUCGUCGAAAUAAGAAAUGCGGAGAAUGGAAGAUUGAGACAGGUCAUUGCGGGUAGUGAUGUGAGAUGUCUUGAUGCGGGUACGAAUCCACAGGGUGCAGGUGCUAAUUCUAUGGCUACUAUGAGUCCGAUGGGUGGACAUGGAGGUACCAUGAAGAGGACGUUGAAAUUGGCCAUGGCGCAUCCGGAGAUUGUGGGCAAUCAGAUUGUGUUGGAGAUGCGCUCGCGUUAA
Messenger RNA from Sclerotinia sclerotiorum 1980 UF-70, 5208 nucleotides. RefSeq lists its product as hypothetical. The transcript has 4 exons. The record is from RefSeq and is a predicted model, not a curated record. Gene Ontology annotation, molecular function: guanyl-nucleotide exchange factor activity. Lineage: Eukaryota; Fungi; Ascomycota; Leotiomycetes; Helotiales; Sclerotiniaceae. Bases 1 to 5208 code for a protein of 1735 amino acids.